AUGACGAGAUCUUUCAAGUGUCUCCUGGGGGCGAUCCUCCUCCUGUCCUCCCCGGCGUCUUGUCUCACGGCUUGGUGGACGGACCUCAGCCCUCAUGUUGCCAUGCAAGACCCAGCAACGGGCAACCUUCUGUACAGCGCUUGCAACAGCAAUUCCACGCCCAUCUUCCCCGACGACGGUCUCAACGCCUUCAAGCUUCAAAGAAAGCCUCGAAACGGUACGUCGCUUACCGCUGCCGGAUGGUACGAUGUGGAGGCGGCGACGACUGUGGCUUCCAUCUUCUAUCAAACCGAUGAUGGCGCCAUCGUCAACGGCUACUUCGUUUGUAAUUUCGCCACGGGUCACUACAAUAUCAAAGGCGAGUACCUCAUCUCCUCGACGGCCAGCGUCGAAUCCAUCCACAGCGAGACGGGCUUGGCGGUCGAGUUGCUAGGGGCCGAAGACGGAUACCGCGUGUUCUUCCACGACGAGGACAAGAAGGUCAAUGUCAUGUCAUACACGACCAAGACCGAUUGGCAACUCCAAGGGGCUAUCUCGCAAGAUCCAGUAGGGGGGAUGGCCCUGACGUCGGUGCACUCUGGCCAGUCAAACAUAUCUGUCGUCUAUCCUAAAGAUUCGGAAAACUUUGAGAUCUCAAGAUUCUUCAAAGACGAGACAUGGCAUCUUGUCAAUGGGAAGACAAACGCGUCUGAUGUUCUCCUCAACUCGUCUAUCCAGCCGAACUUCACGUUGCCCGCAUACGCAAGCAACUUGACUGGGCUAGGCGUAACAGUCAAUCACACAUAUGUGCGCAGCAUCUUCUAUAUCGGAACCGACGCCAAGCUGCACCAAGUAUCGAACGUCGAUUGGGAAUGGAAGUUGAUGCCGGACCGGGAAUCAAGCAUAUGGCCCGUGGCGGACGCCGUUGACGGGCCCUUUGCGGCGACGAGCAAUUUUGACACGAACGAAGCCUGGGUAUGGUACCGAUCAAACGGCAGUUUGGUACAGCUGUACCAAGGCACCGAUGGCCUGUGGACGCAAGCUACGACGGUCCCCAGCGUCAACACGACCAAGUCGCUCGAGACAGAGCCGAAUGGAAAUGCGACGCCGACAGCUUCGCCAACCGGGAAAUCGAUAGUGAUGUCAACCGGGGCCAAGGCAGGGAUUGGCAUUGGUGUUGCCGUUGGAGUUCUCGCCCUUGCCGGCGUUGGCUUUCUCCUCUUCCAGCGAAGAAGGCGGCAACAAGCGGCGGCGGCUGAGGCAGCCCGUCUCAAGGAAGCGGAGGCCAUGACUCUCAACGGCAGAGGGGGGCCGUAUGCGGAGACGUGGGGCUCGGUUUCGCCAACGGAGAAGUACGGGUCGGAGUUGGUAGAGGCGGAUGCCGUAGGUACGACAGCGCCACAAGAGCUGAUGGACACAACCGAAAGAUACGAGCUUGUGGGCGAAGGACAUUGGAGAGAAAUGGACGCCACGGGGCAGAACCCGGCAAGAAGGAGUAUUGGAGGCUGGAGAGAGGCACAAGCACAAGACAAGGGUUGCAAGGCGAUAAGAAAUGAGGUCGUGGACCAGACCAGGUAG
Messenger RNA from Colletotrichum spaethianum, 1557 nucleotides. RefSeq lists its product as uncharacterized. Lineage: Eukaryota; Fungi; Ascomycota; Sordariomycetes; Glomerellales; Glomerellaceae. The record is from RefSeq and is a predicted model, not a curated record. Bases 1 to 1557 code for a protein of 518 amino acids. The transcript has 3 exons.